AUGAUUGGCAGUCUUGAUUUUGACCAAUUAAUUCAGUAUUUACAACUUGGAAGAUGUACAGCGAAGGAAGUGUUGCGAACGUAUCAGGAAAGGGCAAUCAACGCACAUCGUAAAACAAACUGCAUUGUAACUUUCAUUACUGAAUCCGAAAAAUGGGCAGAAGAGUUGGAUAAAAAAGCAGAAAAUAAAAAUUACCAAAAGCCACCGCUUUUUGGUAUACCAAUCAGUGUGAAAGAAAAUAUCAAAGUAAAAGGUUAUGCACAAACGAAAGGAUUUAUACAUAAUGUAAAGAAUAUAGCUGAUGAAGACUCCAUGCUUGUCCAGCAAAUUAAGGAGCUUGGUGCUAUACCAUUUGUGUUGACAAACGUACCACAAAGUCUGUUAUCGUUUUCAUGUGUAAAUCCGAUUUAUGGUACAACAACAAAUCCGUACAAAUCAACAAGAACAUGCGGAGGAUCAAGUGGUGGUGAAGCUGCACUAAUUAGUUUAGGAGGUUCCAUCAUCGGUAUUGGUAGUGAUGUUGGUGGAUCUAUUCGCUAUCCAUGCCAUUUUUGUGGUAUAGCCGGUUUAAAGUCAUCGCAUUUACGGUUUUCCUAUCAAGGCAUCCUUCCUUCGAUACCCGGUCAUCCACUGAUCGAUGUCUCGUGUGGUCCAAUGGCAAUGCAUGCCACUGAAUUGGUCACUUUCCUGCGUAUUAUUUGGUCAGGAAAAUGGAUUUCGCGUCAUGAUCCAUACACUGUACAAAUAGACUGGGAUGAGAAACAGUUCAGUCGGAAGGAACCAUUAAGAAUAGGUUACUAUGAUAACGACGGAUGGUUCAUGCCUACUCCUGCUUUACAACGAGCAGUACACGAUGCAGUAUCUAUACUUGAAGGCUGUGGACAUAUAAUGGUGAAAUUUGAACCACCGAACAUCCCCGAGGCUUUCAGAUAUUUUAUUGGGGCUCUGUUCGUUGACGGUGGCAAAUACCUGCUGGAUAAUUUCAAUAAAGAUCUCAUAGCUGAAGGUUUCGAAAUUAUGAUAUGUAUUCUUCGCACACCUGGAAUAUUGAAGCGAGUUCUUGGAAAGUUGCUCACCCCAAUAUAUCCUCGCAUUGGCCAGUUCUUGUGUUCUUCAUCUUUGAAUACAUCAGAACUGCGUCAAACCUAUGAAAAUAUUGAAGCAUAUCGAGAACUUUACAUAAAGCGCAUGCGAGAAUUGAGUAUCGAUGCACUUAUUUGUCCAAUACAAGUACUGCCCGCAGUUGAACACCAUAUCGCUGGACAGUUAGCCUCAACCACAUCCUACUGCGGAAUUUUUAAUCUUCUCGACUUUCCUGCUGGCACUGUGUAUAUCACCAAAGUGAAUGAAGAUGAUGAGAAGAAACUCGAUGUUUAUCCGGAAAGUGAUAUAUGGUACAAAACUGCAAAGCAGGCAACAAAGGGAUCUAUCGGAUUACCUGUUGGUGUUCAAAUUGCAGCCCCUCCGUACCAUGAUGAAACUGUCCUCAGAAUAAUGUGUGACAUUGAACGAUGUUUAGGAAUAUCCAGUGAUUAA
Molecule: messenger RNA, 1536 nt
Organism: Acanthocheilonema viteae
Lineage: Eukaryota; Metazoa; Nematoda; Chromadorea; Rhabditida; Onchocercidae
Source: the annotation of a GenBank genome assembly